AUGAGCACAGUUGCUGCCUCUGAGCACUCAUGCGUGCUGGGGGUCCCCCCAGCUCAGCUGCUGUGGACCAAGGCCAUGCCAGGAUUGUCACCUGCUGCAGGGCUCGCUCCCUCCCCUCCUCCUGUGGCCAAAGUCCUGAUCUCCCGCAGACCCCAGGCUGUAGUGUGGCUGUCACCCUCCCUGUGUCGGGAGGGCGGGAAGCUCGGGCUGGGGGGCUGCACCGACGUUGAAGACACGAGUGUUGCGGAGGACCAGGCCCUGAGGGCGCUGAAGGCCUGUACUGAGCCCACGGCCGAGGGCGCCCGCUCCGUCGACCCCCGAGGUGCCUGGACACUCUUCGUCAGGCAGAGUGACCGAGGCGUCAAUGGCAAGAGCGGGGGCAGAGGCAAGGCCAAGAGGCUGAAGCUUGGCCUGCCAGGGCCCCCGGGGCCCCCCGGUCCCCGGGGCCCCCCUGGUCCCAUCAUCCCGCCUGAAGUGCUGCUCAAGGAGUUCCAGCUGCUGCUGAAAGCCUGGCUUUCUGGGUGCUCGCAGAACCCCUUUGGCCCUGUGGAGACUGCCCUGACCCGGCCCCACUCUCCACCGGAAGAGCUGGGGCGGCUGAGCACACUGUGGGUGAGCUCCCUGGAGGCGGUCAUGGGCCUGGAGAGUAGCAGUGAGCUCUUCACCAUCUCGGUGAAUGGUGUUCUGUACCUGCAGCUGGGGCAGUACGCCUCCGUCUUCCUGGACAACGCCAGCGGCUCCUCCCUCACCGUGCGCGGCGGCUCGCACUUCAGCGCCAUCCUCCUCGGCGUGUGAGCGGCCCGGUGGGCCCUUCCUGUGCCCGGCCAACGGACGCAGGAAGGUUCCCCCUUUCAAGUGUCCUUGCCCAGAAGGCCCUCAGCCCAGCAGACGGCCAGCCGCAUGCACGGACACUGGCCACUGGCUUCGGAGGCGUUCCCAGCAGCAGUGGACUGCCCGGACCGGAAAGCGCCCGGCUCUCGCCCAGGGGUCCAGACGGGAGACCGGGAGGGCCAGCACUCCACAGCGUCCUGGGGCCCGACUGCACCCCACCAACAGAAUCAGAAAUGAGCAGACUUCCCGUUGUCCCUGGAGGGCCUGCCAGAGGCGCCGUGUGUACCUGUCCACCCCUGGCCACGCCCAGCACCUCUGCCACACGAUGCUCUGCCACCGCAUUUCCCCUGGAGACCUGAAAACGGCCAGACGGCUCGGCCGGCCUGUCUGGGCAGGUCACUACCUCAGUCUCCGGAUAGAAAGUGCCCCUUCCCUAACCAGGCUCAUUGAGGAGGGCGAAAGCACAGGUGAGGCGCCCGUGACCUACAAACAUAACACACUGAGCAGCUGUGGGUCACCAGCGCAGGCCCAUGCGAGAGGCCAUGGCAGUUGUACUGAGGGAAGCCCCAGAGCGUACCCGGAAGCCGACAGGACUUCUGAAGGGCCAAGUCAUUCAAAUGUAAGAACCCAAAAGACUAGAAAAGAAAGAAACCUUUAUUUACAACCACGGGAGCCCCCAGGAGUACACGGGACACACGUAGUGCGCACACACACACACGCACAGGGAGCCCGGGCCGCGCCCUACUGCCCUACCCGCACCACCAUCACCGUGACGUUGUCGGCGGAGCCCCGCUGCACCGCCUUGUUGGCCAGCCUGUUGCAGGCGGCCUCGUAGCGCGCGUCCACGGCGGGCUUCCCUUCCCGGCUCUGGAUCUUCUCAUCCUGCCGGACGGCAAAGGGGCACAGGUGAGCAGGGCCCGGCCACCCUCCGGGGUGCGGGCUCCACAAGAACUGCUCCCCGGUCUCCAUCGGGAGGGGCUGCAGGACGAACGGACUGGGGAGCCCCGGGCAUGUGCGCCGGGGGGGGGCAGCAGGGAGGAAGCCCCCCCGGGACGUCCCUGUGGCAAGAACCUGAGCGCAGCUCUGACAGCCGGCACCCAGUGGGCACUCUUACCUCCAGGCAGGACAAAAUGAAGUUGACGGCCUCUUCUGGGGUAAAGACCUUGAAGAGGCCGUCGCAGGCCAGCAAAAUGAACCUUAAUGAAUGGGAACAAGGAACAUAAACGGGUUUUCGCAGCAGACUUCGUAAAAUGGCUUGGCGAUGCAAUAAAAUAAACACUUGUCCAACCACUUGAAAGGGCUGGUGGGAGGGAGCAUCCUGAGACCCCAAGGUCGGCAGGCGCACAGAGCCCCGCAAAAGCCAGGCUGAGCAGGGGGCCGUGGGGAGGCCCUCCUGAGCCUCCGGGGCCGCCCACCUCGCCGCAGGCAGCUUAGCGCAGCGUCUUUCAUGGGCUGGCUGGCUCCGCUUGGCUGCUGCCCCCGCAGGGAACCCAGGACCCCUCACCACUGGCUCCCAGGCACCCUGCUGCCGUUCCCCCAUCACCCUCCCUUACUGCCAGGCACCUGGCCAUGCGUCAUGCUGUCCCGCUGCAAUGGCCGUGCACCUUCCCUCUGCCAGGGGGCCCUUCUCCUCUCUCCAACAGGGACCUGGCCCAAGUCUCCUGCUCCCAACACACGGUGCCCCCACCCCCCCCCAACACAUGCACUCACCUACUGGCCUGGGGAGCCCACGAGGGCAGAAAGCAGUCUGUCCAUCCCUGCACCACCAGGCCCCACCAGUGCCCAAGACAGGGCUGCCCACCCACCCCAGGUCACAACGCAAACGGGAACUCGGGACUGUGUGCGCACAUGGACUUACCUGUCGUUGGGGGUCAGCUGGCAGCGUCUGAUGUCUGGCACAGAGGUGACCCCACAGCGCUUGUACUGCCCGUCCCCGAUGGAGCGAGACACCUCCAGCACACCCAAGACACGCCCGUCCCUGAAACGGGGAAACGGGCUCCAUGUGACAGAUCGUGGGUCCACGGUGCUUGCGGGCACCCACACCACCAGCCUUGGCCUCCGAGCACUCAAACACGUCCGACGGCACUGCACACCCUCUGGCUGGCACGCGCGGCCCCCAGCCCGCCCUGCUGACCUGCCCACAGCCAAGCUGGACGGGACAGGGCCGGGUCAGGGCCCAGAUUAUGUUUGCUAUCUUGCCGUACCCUAACGCGCCUCAGGCGACAUGAGCAGGCAGCCCAGGUUACGAGGUGCGGCAGGGGGCGCUGUAUUUACACCUGACUUGACCCAGAAAUCCCUGCAAGUAACUGUUUCCGGAUUCUGAAGCCCUGUUUUCUUUGCGUGGGCCAUGGACAUGAUUUCUCUUACACUGUAUUAAUCGUAUUCUGCACAUUAAACUUCUACCCAUUCCAUUUUUUUUAA
Suricata suricatta (meerkat) is the source of this 3252-nucleotide messenger RNA. RefSeq names its product erythroferrone (gene ERFE). The transcript has 7 exons. Gene Ontology annotation, biological process: positive regulation of insulin receptor signaling pathway; positive regulation of D-glucose import across plasma membrane; negative regulation of gluconeogenesis. Gene Ontology annotation, molecular function: hormone activity. The coding region runs from base 1 to 795 and encodes 264 amino acids. NCBI's taxonomy places the organism in Eukaryota, Metazoa, Chordata, Mammalia, Carnivora, Herpestidae. The record is from RefSeq and is a predicted model, not a curated record.